Monomorium pharaonis (pharaoh ant) is the source of this 1873-nucleotide messenger RNA. RefSeq names its product serine protease 53-like. Lineage: Eukaryota; Metazoa; Arthropoda; Insecta; Hymenoptera; Formicidae. The transcript has 11 exons. The record is from RefSeq and is a predicted model, not a curated record. Bases 110 to 1873 code for a protein of 587 amino acids. Gene Ontology annotation, biological process: proteolysis. Gene Ontology annotation, molecular function: serine-type endopeptidase activity.
GUCAUAAACACUUAAUUUAUAUCUUUGUUGUAUCUAUUUCAAAGACAUAUGUAAACUUAUAAAUACAUCUAUUCGCUUCAGAUCUAGGUAACGAAAUCUGUAAUCAAAGAUGUGUGCAUUUGCUUUUCUUACACUUACCGUUUUGGCACAUGCUAUUGAAGGAGUUCCGGUUCCUUACAUCAUCGGUGGUAGGGAUGCUCCUAUUGGUAAAUAUCCGUAUCAAGCAUCAUUGAGACUUUUCACUUCGCAUAGAUGUGGUGGAUCUAUCCUUGAUCAUUUUAACGUUUUAACUGCAGCACGUUGUGUUGACGGAUUGGAAGAUUAUCUGAUGUAUCUAAAUGUCCAUGUCGGCACAAACUUUUUGACCGAACCAGGAGAUGGUUAUAAAAUAGAGAAUGUUAGCAUUCACGAAAAUUACGACAAGGAGUUACUUAAAAAUGACAUCGCCUUAGUGCACACUAGAAUUCCUAUCGAAUACACUACACUGAUUCAACCGAUAAAUCUUGCGACAAACGAUAAAGAUCUUGAGGGCAAACCGUGUACUUUAACUGGAUGGGGAGCUACAAGGUUUGGUAGAAAACCUACAUAUAAUUUGCAAGAAAUUGAAUUGGUAAUUUAUCCGCAGAAAGAUUGUGAAAGAGAUCAAAAUGGAAGAUGGAAUGUAACAGAUAGUAAUAUCUGCACUUUAGCUAAAGAAGGAGAAGGAGCGUGUCACGGUGAUCAUGGUGGGCCUUUGGUGGUCAAUGGUUUCCAAAUUGGAAUCGUUUCCUUUGGUAAUGUCUGCAUGGGAUUACCUUACGAUUUGAAUCACCAGAUGUUUACACAAAACAACCAGCUUUUUAUCUUGGAUCAAUAUUUACAAAAUAUGCUGCCAUUUGUAACGGUCCAUACUGCCACAAUCUAUUUAAACGAAAAAGGGCAUGAAUAUAAGGUAACGGGUAUUACCAUUCACUCAAGUUACAAUUCUCCAUUAAAACUUAAUGACAUCGCUUUGGUUCACCUUCAAAAUCCUAUCAUAUACAAUGCGCUAGAGCAACCGAUAAAUCUUGCGACAACCGAUAGAGAUAUCGAAGGCAAGCCGUGCACAUUAACCGGAUGGGGAGUUACAAAGGGAGAUUCUGGUGGACCUUUAGUGAUUGAUGGAAUUCAAAUUGGAAUUGUUUCUUUUGGUUUCCUUGUGCAGUUGGAUUGCCAGAUGUUUAUACAAAAAACCUAUGAAGUAUCUUUUGUUUUAAAUCCAACAACAAGUCUGCAAUUAAAGAUGCGUGCAUUUGCUUGUCUUAUAUUUAUCACUCUGACAUACGCCAAUGAAGUGUACGGAGCUCAGUCUCCAUACAUCGUCGGUGGUAAGAUUGCUGCCAAUGGCAAAUUUCCAUAUCAAGUAUCAUUAAAAUUUAACAACAAGCUCAGAUGCAGUGGUUCUAUCAUUAAUAAUUUGAACGUGUUAACUGCAGCAUAUUGUGUCGUUGGGUUGGAAGAUCCGCUACAGAAUCUAACGGUCCAUGCUGGCACAAACUAUUUGAAUGUAAAAGGAUUUGUUCUUGAGGUAGCAAUUAUUACCGUUCAUCAAAAUUAUGACGCUUAUUUACGCAUUAAUGACAUCGCUUUAAUUCAUCUUAAAACUCCUAUCAAAUACAAUGCACUAGUGCAACCGAUCAAUCUUGCGACUUCCGAUAAAAAUAUCGAAGGCAAGCGGUGCACAUUAUCCGGAUGGGGAAAUACACAGAUUGAUGAAAGUAUUCCAAAUAACUUACUUGAAAUUGAGCUGUUAGUUUACCCGCAAGAAGACUGCGCGAGAGCAUGGACGGAUGUCAAUGUGAUAGAUAGCCAUGUCUGUACUUUAACUAAAAAAGGAGAAGAGCAUGCUACGUAA